ACUAAACAGAUCACAAUAGAUCACUAACUUCUGUGUUUUGACUGAAAGAUUUAUCAUUUGAGUUGUGUAUUGAAUCCAAACAAAAAUAGGUGAAAGAAAAAAAAAAUAACAUAAUGACCUAUUUUCAAGUCAAAGAAACCAAUCAAGGAUGGACAGAGACAUGUGUUUAUGGUUUGGAUAAACCCCUACAACGUCAGUGGCAUGUCACCUUUCUGGAUGAUUUCUCGUCACAGUUCCAGAUCUACAGUGCUACCGGCGGUUCUUAUCUGUCCGUCAUUGAUCGCCGAUACGAAACGUCACAUUUCCAAACGCUCACGGUGGAAUAUGUCGUACAACCUGAUAGGGAAUCCAAUAUUUACGUGCCCUGUCAACAGAAGGAUGUGCGAACUGGAAAAGAGAUAAUCUCAAACCAAUCAUCACAAGUUUCCAUCAACGUGGAUCCAAUUCUAUCAACAGCUAAUGAACUAAGCUACAAAUCUCCACUAGCUCCUGAUCUAACGACAACUAAGAACAACAAGACAUGCCAGCCGACAGCUUUCAGUUGCCCGGAGUGCCAGAAAAGAUUCUAUAGCAAGGGUGGCCUCACUCAGCAUCACAAGGCCAAACAUACUGAACUACAGUCGACAAAGCACCGAUGCACAGUUUGUGGCAAACGAUUUCGCACCGAAGAUCAGCUACAGAAACACACGAGCCGUCACCAAAGCGAAGAAAAGGAAUUCGCCUGCCCCGUGUGCCCGAAACAGUUCCAUUGGUAUCAGGAUCUGGAACGGCACCACGUGGUCAAACAUGGCGUAUCGAGGUACACUUGUACCGAGUGCGGGAAAAAGUUCGGCCGCGCCGAUCAUUUGGCAGGGCACGAACGAUCGCAUCAGCUACGAGUGACUCGGAGGUUGAAGUCGGAUAUUGGUUUGGGAAAAUCGAAAUAA
Molecule: messenger RNA, 926 nt
Organism: Uranotaenia lowii
Lineage: Eukaryota; Metazoa; Arthropoda; Insecta; Diptera; Culicidae
Product: gastrula zinc finger protein XlCGF53.1-like
Exons: 3
Coding region: 114-926 (270 amino acids)
Biological process (GO): regulation of transcription by RNA polymerase II
Molecular function (GO): DNA-binding transcription factor activity; RNA polymerase II cis-regulatory region sequence-specific DNA binding
Source: RefSeq, a predicted model, not a curated record